AUGAAAUUCGCAUACGCAUCGCUUUUAGUUUCCGCUAUUCUCGCUAUCUCUACUACUGCUGCCCCUACAGCAGCGAGAAAUAAAAAACGUGAAGCAAAGCCUCUAGAUAAACGUACUGCUGUUCCCGGAAAAAAAGAUUCUUACUCUUACUACAAUUCUUACUACGAUCCUUACUAUAAUCCUUAUACUAAUUCUUACUAUAGUCCUUACGGGGGUGGCGAUAAUUAUGGUUACGGUUCUAGUGGUUACAAAAAGCCGUAA
Dentiscutata erythropus is the source of this 261-nucleotide messenger RNA. NCBI's taxonomy places the organism in Eukaryota, Fungi, Glomeromycota, Glomeromycetes, Diversisporales, Gigasporaceae. The record is from the annotation of a GenBank genome assembly.